GGCAGCACAACAAGCUAGAACACAAGACACAAAAGCUUGUACAGGAAACUGCAGGUAGCUGAAGCGCCAAGCGAAGCGACCAUGAAGAGCAGCACGCUCCUGGUGCUCCUGUGCCUGCAGGCCGCCCUGAUCAUGGGGAUCUUCGCAGCCGUGGCAAAAGAAAAUGCCGUGGGCGAGAGCAAGGCGAUCGACAUCAACCCGGGUCAGCUCAAGUGCUGCACCAACUGCAACUUCUCCUUCUCGGGGCUCUACACCUGCGACGACGUCAGGAAGGACUGCGACCCCGUCUGCAAGAAGUGCGUCGCCGUGAAGACCUACUCCGGCAACAAGUUCAAGUGCACAGACACCUUCCUCGGCAUGUGCGGACCAAAGUGCUAAAUGCAUGUGCGAGCAUCCCAGCAUGGGCUGGAUCGAAUUUAGCUUGGGAAAUGCAGGACCGAGAGGUCAUGCGGUCCUCCGAUCCUACUAUACACGAGCAUAUAUAUGGUUAUUGUGUGUCGUGAGUUCGUGUCAUUAUUGUGUGGUAUGUGCUUGUUCUUGACUAUGCACGCGAACAAUAAGCCGUUGUUUGCAAUAAAUAAAAGUUAUGCAACUGGCAAUGCUAGUUAUGUUUGGAAAA
Messenger RNA from Panicum virgatum (switchgrass), 619 nucleotides. Its product is annotated as Bowman-Birk type wound-induced proteinase inhibitor WIP1-like. Lineage: Eukaryota; Viridiplantae; Streptophyta; Magnoliopsida; Poales; Poaceae. The transcript has 2 exons. Bases 82 to 378 code for a protein of 98 amino acids. Gene Ontology annotation, cellular component: extracellular region. The record is from RefSeq and is a predicted model, not a curated record. Gene Ontology annotation, molecular function: serine-type endopeptidase inhibitor activity.